Lontra canadensis (Northern American river otter) is the source of this 1164-nucleotide messenger RNA. RefSeq names its product proline-rich protein 2-like. The transcript is spliced from 5 exons. The record is from RefSeq and is a predicted model, not a curated record. Lineage: Eukaryota; Metazoa; Chordata; Mammalia; Carnivora; Mustelidae. The coding region runs from base 1 to 1164 and encodes 387 amino acids.
AUGCAGCCGCACAGGUACGAUCCUGAGUGCGAGGAGCCAGUGCGGAAGGCUACCCACAGCGCAGUGCUGCUUGUUAGCCGCUCCUGGAAGGUGAACUCGGGGACUGAGAAGAUGAGCAGCUGUGGCUGGAGAUAUAGGAAUAAAAAGGGCAAGCACCCUGUGCCCCGCGGCAGCUUUGCGCCACACCCCCAGCAGACACCCUUGCAGAGGCCACUGUCUGUGCCCCGGGAGCCAGGCUCCGGCUCCUUACACGGCCCGGCGGUAAACACAGGCCCCUGUGGAGCCCACGGCCUCAGCGUGGAGCGGCCGGACCGCCUGCUGCACUAUGCUGACUCCCUCGCACGGUCACGCUCCACACGGGGCCGUCGGGAGCCUGCUGCCCCACCCCGUGACUCCCCAUCUCCGGCCCUCCCUCAGACACAAGCCUCCCGGCGCAGCCCACCCUGCCAAGGCACCCGGGAGACAGCUGUCCAGCCACCUCCCCCACUUGGCCCUGUGCGCACCCCUGAGCUCCUGCCCCUGCUCACAGACAUGGUGUCACCCGCUUCCACAGCGCCCUCUGGCUUCCCAGCCCCUCCUGCGCCCUCAGGUCCCCAGUCUCGUCCAGGGUGCGGGGGUCAGCUCUCAGCCCUCACCACACGGACCCCUCGGCUGCCCCACUCUCCCCACUCCCUGGCCGCCGCUCAGGGUCCCUCCGCGUGUCCUGUCCUCCCCCUACCUCUGGUGUCCCGGGCUGGCUUCAUCCCUGGGGGCGUCCGCGUGGCUCUGUGGCUUGAGGGUCUGACCCGAGGGUUCAGCUCAGGCCAGGGUCUGCGGGUCGCGGGGCCGGGCCCCGCGGCGGGCUUCCCGCUCAGCGCUCGCGGGCGACGCUCUCUCCGCCCCGCCCCUCCGCGCCCACGCAUGCGUGCUCGUGCGCUCGCGCCAGAACGUCGGGUAAUAGCGGGAACCGGCAGACAGACCAGCGCUCCACGGCUGCCCCCGCGGCGGGCCACACCCCGCCGCGGCGCCCACCAGCUCCUCGCGCCUGCUCGGGUCACAGGCACGACCUGGACCGUGACCGUCCUCGCGGCGGCCCCACCUCCGGACGACGCCAGGGCACCCCUCGGGUCGCCGAGCCCAGAGUCCGGGGGCCCCCCGGCCUCCUCCGUUGCUGCCCCUCCGUGA